Molecule: messenger RNA, 3597 nt
Organism: Gallus gallus (chicken)
Lineage: Eukaryota; Metazoa; Chordata; Aves; Galliformes; Phasianidae
Gene: IL21
Product: interleukin 21
Exons: 5
Coding region: 69-506 (145 amino acids)
Biological process (GO): immune response; positive regulation of natural killer cell mediated cytotoxicity
Cellular component (GO): extracellular region
Molecular function (GO): cytokine receptor binding
Source: RefSeq, marked provisional
ACAGCUCAAACUGAAGUGUUCAUCUUGGAUAGCACAACUUUGCUCCUAACACAACAAAACUCAUCAGUAUGGAGAGGAUGAUUAUUUUCUGUAUGCUCUUCUUCUGUUUCAGUAUGGUGCUGACUGCAACUUCACCAAAAGCAAUGAAAUACAAGCAGCUUUCAAAGACAAUUGACCAUCUAAAAGAUGUGGUGAAAGAUAAGGAUGUCGAAUUGCUGCAUACACCAGAAAACCCUGGGGAUGGAUGCCUGCUCACAGCUGUAACCUGCUUCCAGAAUGGCAUACUGAAAUUACAGCCAAGAAACAGCCAAGUAAAUGCUACAUUCGCCAAAACUGUGAAGAUCUUGAGAAGACCUUUUCUCCCAGUCUCUGAAGAGCAUUGUGAGUCUUCAUGUGAAUCCUACGAGAGAAAAAAACCCCAAGAGUUUCUGAACAGCUUUUCAAAACUGAUGCAAAAGUUAUUCAAGAACUCCACAGCUGAACGCUACGGAAAAUCUACUAUUUGAAGCAGACACUAUGCUAUUUAAGACAAUGUGAAAAAUGUAAAUAUUUCUCGUUGCUACUCUGCUGUGCUGUGUGUGUGGUAAGUGAAAGCUUCUCCCCAGAAUAUUAGGGAGGCUUAUUUGGAUGGCUAAGCAUAAGAAUGAUGCUGAUUUGAAAGUAAUCCUAGCCUCAUCUCACAGUGAAAUUCAAACAGUAAUUUCACAAAACAAGGCUCACCUAUGGGACUUUGCUAUCACCUUAUGCUGAACUAGAAAUGCACGAGAUGGCUGCUUGUCUAUUUUUGCAUUCAUCUCAAAUGCAUCUCAUACGUAAGUGUCUGAAACAUUUUAAAGAAAACAGACAAAAAAUUAUCAGUAUGUUUGAAAACUCAAGCUUCUACUUGGACUGAUUUCUACCACAAUAAUACCACACACACAAUUUUAUUUGUAAGUUUUUAGAUUGUAUCUUAGCUCACUAUGAAAAAAAUAUCCUGCAUGUAACUAUCACGGAACUAGUGGAAAAACAUUUACAGAUCAUACUGUAUGGUAUGGGUCUGACAUGCUUCCACGUUGAAGUUAAUGGCACAUUUGUCCCUGGUUUCAACGGGGAAAGAGUUAACUCAAAUGCUUGAAGUGGAGAUGUAGAAUUCUCUGGGGAAAAAACUUCUGUGGGGAGACAGAAUUCCACCUCAACUACUUCAAGCUAACGUGGUAAAUUCAUGGCUGAUAUGACUGGCCACUGCAAGAGAUCCAGCAAAUACAGUAACUGAUGAUCGUUCAGAGUGACGCAUCUCAAAAACUUAUUUCCUCUCUCAGAAUAUCUUACUCUUAUAUCCAGGUACCAUAACACUAUUUCCUCUGUUCACUCUUGAUUCCAGAAUGGUUUAAAUAGCAUUUUUUUCUCUAUAACCUGUCAAGUUUUUGUUAUGUGGAAACUUCACUGUACAGCUUCUGCACCUUGUAUGUUUCUGUGAAACUCUGGCCAGAGACAGCACUGGCUUUUCAUUUUUUAUUUUUAUUUUUAUUUUUUAAUAAAAGUAAGUAUCACAUCACUUAGAACUAGUUUUUAGCAACUUAAUUAUGUACGACAAUAUUCUGCUUGCCAUGACUUUGUACCUUGAGACUUCUGUCUGUGAAGCAGCUAUUAACUUACCCUCCAAAGAGAUAUUAGCCCCUCAAAACACUGCUCUUGGAAGGGAGUGUGAAGACUUCUAGUAAAAAUUAACCUUCCAUCUAACUUUCUCUCUACUUAGUAGAAACACAGUAUAGAAAGGAAACUGGAAAACUAUACUAAUUGUUACAAUGGAAAACGAUAAGCUUAGUUACCUCCAGAAAUAGUGAGAGGUACUAUUAAAAAUAUUUCCUUUCUUAUAAUUGUCAGCCUAUAGGAAAACUAACAGAAAAAGCUUUUUUUUUUUUUUUUUGCCUCCACAACUUUACUGUCCUGAAAUGUGAACUUCUUCAAAACACACAUACGUUAAGAGGAAGAAGGAAUAUCCUCAGGGCAACAGUGAACAAAGUUUCCACAGCAAGUUCUCUUUUGCUUUCCAUCUCCUUAUUUCUGGCGGAUGACAAUUUUGCUUCAGAUUGUCUUUCUUUUAUUUUUUGCUUUUCUUUGUUUCAAAAACUGUUUUUCCUCCGAGUAAUGUUCCACUGUAUCUCAGUGUUUCUGCAUUACUGAAUGAAAAUUAACAUUCUAAAAAUGAACUGCCUCUUGUAUGUACGGAGAAAGAGCUUUGUUUUUGUACAAAAUAUAAGGUAGGCUUUUUUUUUUUUUUGAUUUGUAAAUCUCUUUUCCAGUAAUUCGAUAUGUGCAUUCAAAUCAGUAUUUUACAAAACCCUGUUAUAAUUACUGUUGCAGAGAUGAAAUGUGAUUAGUAUGCUUUGUUUAAGAGAACACUGCGCAUUAUAUAUUUACUAGUAAUCAUUAUAAAACAUUGAGAAGCAGCUCUUAACAUGAGAUGGAUCUCUUAAGAGAAAAAAAUGCCAUUUCCUUACCAGAAAAUCAUAAGCUAACUGGUUAUUCCUGCCUACACUGAAACAGGUUGUUGUUGGUUAUUUGUUUGUUUGUUUGUUUUUGUACACAAGGCAGCAUGUAACGAACUAAGUAAUGUAGCUAUUUCUGUUCAGUGACUUGCCCCACUGUUUUUAAUUUAUGGAUCAUAUCACAGGAAGUGUAGUGGCUAAAGGGUGGUUGGUAGGUUUUCUGAAUCUCAAUAUACUCAUUUGUAAAGUAAGACCAUUUCUCAGAUCUGCAGAAUAACUUCAAUCAAACUGCUAAAGUCGUGAUUAAAAAAACAAAGAGCGAGAAGCUGUAACAAAUCUAACUUAGAGGGUUAAUUGUCCCUAAAUCCUGGAGAAAACUGUAUUGAUUGGAUAAUCCAGUUCAGACAUAUGGGAAAAAUUAAUCACAACAUUCUCGCAGUUGCUCUUAGUUAAUGCCACUCUUCUGGGCAGUGCCAGCACAGUCACUCAGAACGCUCUGUACAUUUAAAAUACACUUAAGACUCACACAGUGCUGAUGCCUCUUAUUAAGUUUUUGACUUGUGACAGCUAUGAAAGAUUGAGUGUAUUAUUCAAGGAUGUACUAUUUUAAUCCCAAAUGAAGAACAAGAAAGCAGCGAAGGACAGAUCAGUCUUCAAGGCGACAUCACCUUGUUCUUCAACACUAUUCUCAGGAAAACAAUAUGAAGAUGGCCCAACUCGUGAUGUUGGGAGGACUGGUUACCACAAUUCUAGACGUGAAACAACCUUGAUGUAUUUUUAUUUGUAAGGUGAACUCUCUUUGUACUGAAUGCAUUGUUAGAAGAAUGUUUCUUUAGCUGAGUACACAGAGUAAGCCAUAAAAGCUCAUUACCUCCCAGGGAGGUUUAACAGUGUAUUUAUGAUUUUGGUCAUUAAGUGUCCAUUGUGGGCACUUCAAUAUGUGUCUUAGCACGGUAUAUACAAUUCUGUAUAAUAUUUACUUUUCUUGAGAAGUUUCUUUAUUAUUAUACCAAUUGUCUCAUUUAAUUUAAUUAUUUAUUGUAUUUUGUGAAUUGAACGUUUAUACUGAGGACUUCAUGGUUUGACUUAUUUAUACACCUAUGAUAUUAAAUAAUUUUAGCUAAUACAA